This is a messenger RNA of Diuraphis noxia (Russian wheat aphid), 2719 nucleotides long. Its product is annotated as core alpha-(1,3)-fucosyltransferase-like. The record is from RefSeq and is a predicted model, not a curated record. Gene Ontology annotation, molecular function: fucosyltransferase activity. Gene Ontology annotation, cellular component: membrane. NCBI's taxonomy places the organism in Eukaryota, Metazoa, Arthropoda, Insecta, Hemiptera, Aphididae.
AAAACUGUUGAUUAUUUAAGAUAAUAAUAGAAAAUAUGACGGGUCGGCAGAUACGUCGUUUGCUGUAYGGACUGCUGAUUUUAGCAUUAUUUGUCAUUGUUUUACAYAGUGGUCGUACUGCAUAUUGGCUGGCUAAGGAUGGACAUUACUCAGGACAACCACACAUUCCCACCGAAGAUCAGCUAGAUUACAAUGAACAACAGAACUUACAAUAUUUGGAGUCACCGAUUCAAACUUUACAAACAUACAAUUCUUUAAUGAUGGAACCGAAUGAAAUUUCAAAAUCGCAAUUACCAUGGUAUUUUAAAGAUGGCUUACGGAGGCCGAGCAGUGCUAAAAGGAAUACAAAGACUGUACAAAGAAUUACACAGGUGUGGCCUAAAGAACAAAAAAACGGUGACCGCAUUGAAAACCAACURAUGUUCAUACCACCUAACUACCGAUACGACGAUGAACCGAAAAAAAAAAUUUUACUUUACAAUGGUUUAAGUAGUUGGAUGAUAGAAGAUGGGCAGAAUGUAUUUAUCUCGCAAAAAUGUCCGGUAAAUAGAUGCACAAUCACUUCGAAAAAGUCAGAAGCUCCAGAUGUGGACGCAAUUUUAUUUCGUGAUCAUUUCUCACAUCCCGGUCACAGAAAAACUGCUAAACAAGUAUGGAUUUUAUAUUUUCUCGAGUCGCCGUACCAUACAGAACUGAUCACUUACAAUGAUGUGUUCAACUGGACAGCGACAUACAGACACGAUAGCGAUAUCGUCACGCCAUACGAACGAUGGGCGUACUUCGAUCCGUCAGUGACACAAUUUGAACGACUAGAACGGAAUUACGCGUUGAACAAGACGAAACAAGUGGCGUGGUUUGUAUCAAAUUGUGGCGCCAAGAAUGGCAGAUUACAAUAUGCCAGGGAAUUGGCUAAAUAUAUAUCAGUAGACGUAUACGGCGUGUGCGGGCAAUCCAAGUGCCCUAGAUCGGACAAGUGUUUCCAAAUGCUGGAUAAGGAUUACAAAUUUUAUUUGGCUUUUGAGAAUUCCAACUGUCUCGACUACGUGACUGAAAAGUUUUUCGUUAAUGGCCUCCAGCAUAACGUUCUGCCAAUCGUGAUGGGUGGGCGCCGGGAAGACUACGAUCGGAUUGCGCCCAAGCGAUCGUUCGUACAYGUGGACGAUUACGAGUCGCCCAAACGGCUGGCCGAGUACCUGCGACAGUUGGACGCCRACGACGACUUGUACAACGAGUACUUCCGGUGGAAAGGCACCGGCGAGUUUAUCGAUACGAAGUUCUUUUGCCGACUGUGCGCGAUGCUGCACGACGACGGCGCGCCGACCAAACACUACAGGAACAUCAACGACUGGUGGCGAGGUCAAGGCGUCUGCAACAACGCUAUGCCGUGGCGGCGGUUCAUCGAGUCACCUUUCGAGGCCGGCGAGCCGUCUGUCCCACAACCGGCGCUCAGAGGCGACUAGCGGUUACCGCGGGCGGCGGCCGCGGCACUCGACUAUAUCACGGGUCGCUGGCAACGCCGACGCCGCCGCCGGAUCACUGGCGAGCCGUCGUCGUCGUCAAAAGUCGACUUCUGGCCACCCGGCGGCGCCGCUCGGAAGACGUUUCCGGCCACCGCGGUGGGUCCGCCGCCGCCGCCUGCACGACCCAAAGUCCGGAAACAGCAGUCAGCACCGGUGCCACCGCCGCCGCCUCACGUACGUAUGUCGAACGCUGCGCGGAGACGACGCAGAGGUCGUCGGAAGAACUUUCGCGACGGGUCUCGGCCCGCUGCUGCAGCACGUUCUCGUCGUGCGUAGACGACUCGACGGUAUACGACAGAUGCAUCUAACCUGCAGCUGCAGCAAGUGCACGGCGCCGAAAUAUCCGUAUAAUAUUAUCCUCAUCAUAWWGUGCGGUAUAGYGUAUUCGUCAAAACCGAUAUUUCUCACUGCCAACCCAGCAUCACGCGAAAUUARUGAUAUGCAGUCCGCCUAAGCCGAUCACAUUCGUACUUUAAACUAUACGUCCUAUAUAUGGAAUAAGUUAUAUACAAGCGGCUGUGUGCAGGGUCGAUCAGAGGCGAUCCGAUUGGCGGCUGACGAAGGCGCCUCGUUCAAUCGACCACCCUCCACCUAUCCUGUAUUCACAUGUCAUGAGCAUCGAUUCGAUUCGUUUUGUYGUACAAAUAAUAUGAUACUAUUGAUUCUCCGAGACUAUAAGACGACGUCGUUGCGUCAAUGCACACAGACUUGCACAAAUAUCUGUACAUUCACAAUUGAAGCGUUUCAAUAAUAAUAAUGCUAUUAUUCCAUGAUGUUGAUUAUUUGAGUAAAAUCUGUUGUCAAAAAUCGAAAAAGUACAAAUUCGUUCUGUUAAAGUACAAAAUACCUGUACAUUGUACAAUAGAAUAAUUGAGAACAAUUAUUUGUCUAACAACAAGUAUAAAAUUAUUUAUUUCUGUCUACAACGGAUUUCAGUGCAUAAUAUGUUCYAUUAUAAAUAUUUUAAUAUGAGUGAUCAUAAGAACAUCUUCCACUGGUAUGAUGUUUAAGGAAAUUCUACAAUAUUAUAUUAUUUAUAAUGUAUUUUUAACUAAUCAAAUUUUAUUAUCGACUGAAUUAUAGACAUAUUUAAACAUAUUUAUUCACUGAUAUAAAAAUCAUUUUWCAUAACACCGCGUUAUAUAAAUAUYAUACAUUAAUUAUUCGCGAUAAUAUUUAGAAAAUUGUAUCAACAUAUA